Messenger RNA from Schistocerca nitens (vagrant locust), 3031 nucleotides. RefSeq lists its product as uncharacterized. The transcript has 14 exons. Lineage: Eukaryota; Metazoa; Arthropoda; Insecta; Orthoptera; Acrididae. The record is from RefSeq and is a predicted model, not a curated record. Bases 272 to 2140 code for a protein of 622 amino acids. Gene Ontology annotation, molecular function: zinc ion binding.
GUCGUGUUGUGGUUGCAACACAGUCGGUCGUUGGACGUUAACUGUGAUGUGUGGAUGUGCAUAGUGAAGUAUGCAACACGAAGUGACGACUGUCAAACGUGAUGCAUCUUUCGCUCGACAAUAUGAUACGAAUACGUCUGUGUGGUAAUAAACAGAUUGUCAGUUCCUUGAAACUAGUGGCGCAUGAAUGCUUGAAUAUUAACUGACCUUCGAGCAAUCCUUUGUUUAAACUGUUUGCAAGGAGUACUAAUUUCCUGAAGUGGAUAGCAAUAUGGAAGAGAUGUUAAUGCUGUCCUCGCAGAGUCCUCUUUCCUUGCUUGUGAAGUUUGGAAUAAUGGGGUGGAAUGACAGUUGUGCGGAAAACUGUUCUGGACAUGGGGAAUGCCACAAUGGAACAUGUCUUUGUGAGAUUCAGUUUGAUGGGAAAGACUGCCAUGUACCAAACCUCAGUUACUUCGUUGCAUUUGCGACUGUUUUCUUCCUGCUUGCAUUUGUGUGCCUUGUGCAGCUAGUAAUGUGCAUUGUAGCAGAAUGGCAGCGCAUGAAGGCCCCAUCCUUUCUUCGUGCCUGCCGAAUAACUACACAGAAGCUGUUAUACUUUGUAGUCUUCUUGGCUGCUGUCAUUAGGGGUGCAUACUUCACUUCUCCAACUGCAUUUGAAGAGGGGUGGUCAAGUAGCCUAAUGAGUGCUUACUACCCCCUUGUUCUUUCUGGUGCAUCCCUCAUUGUCUGUUUCUGGGCUGAGGUGUUCCAUUUGCGAGACAUCAGCUGGGAGAGGCCGCAGUUCCUGUCCAAGUCCUUUUUGGGCUUUGUAACAUUUAACAUUAUAAAUUAUUCCCUGUUACUGGCGGAGUUUAUCACAACUCAGUUUACACAUCCGACAUCAGAACAAAAGAAUUUCUAUACAAACCUUUUCAAUGGUUGCUAUGCCUUCCUGUUGUUCAUUGUUGUGAUAUUUUUCCUCAUUUACGGCGUAGAAGUCUUCUUUAAGAGGGAUGUGUUAGCAAGAUACAAUACUUUAAACAACGAUGAGGCAAACACAAAAACACAACAAGUGGAGUCGUUCGAGCUCCGCGCUGGCUUUCUGAGUGGGGAGCAAGUUACAACUAUAGCAGCAUCCAGUCGAACACCUGCAGGAGAACGAGGUGAUGGGCCGGCAUCUACACGGCUAGUGGAUGCGGAUGCAGACGGAAACACCAGCACUUCUGCGGACACAGAUCCGGAUGCUGACGCACGCCUGUCAGCUGCCUCUAGCCCCUCUCUGCCAUUGCAGCAGAAAGUGGACAUCUCACAGCUGCACCAGUCACGCAUUGGCUUGCUCUCUCAAGCACUCAUGCUUAGCAUUGUUGUAGGCUUCCUCUUCAGUGAGACACUGUCAGAAUUGUGGAAGAAAAAGGUUCCACUUGUAAGCCGCAACUGGCACGACAUUGUCUUCAGAGUUGUGGAGAUAGGCGUGGCACUCUGGUUUCCGUGUGUCUUGUGGAACUGCAUGAGCCCAGAGCAGUUAUGGAUUUUGAACCCAAAAAGAAUUUUGAAGAAAUUGGAAGCCGAGCAGCAACUGUCAUCACAGCCUGGUUGCCGACUUGAAACGCCUCCAAAGCCAGAUGGUGAGAGCGUAUCGGGACAGGACUGUUGGAUUUGUUAUGAUACUGAUCGCCGAGAUGCUGGCCCUCUGAUACAGCCUUGCGACUGUCGUGGAGAUGUCAGCACAGUACAUCACGACUGCUUAAGGCGCUGGCUGGUUGAGAGUUCUGUCAAUUCAGACUCCUUGAAAUGUAAAGUAUGUGGUGCAGCAUAUCAAGUGGAGCGAGGAAGCCGCCUUGACUGGCAGCACGGAUUCACCACAAAGCACUGGCUGCAGACAGCUGCCACAGUGACCUGUAUGUGCCUGUCUGCAGCAGGAGCCUGGGUCACCAUCCAGUUGUUUGAAGACUCUGCUAUACGGAUGCUUGCUGCUGGAGCUGCACUGCUCGUACAGUAUGCGUGCGUCAGAUUCCUUGGGUUGAAUACAGUCGUGGCGUAUCAACGUGCAAAGGUAUCAGCACUAAACAUCAUGGGAGGACAUGUGUCUACAAUCAGUGAGACUGUAGCUGUUGAUAUACCCAAUCGUGAUAGAGAGAGACAACAAGCCAGUAUAUGAGAAACGAACACAGGUGAUAAAUGUGGCUCUGCAUUUCUGCGGUGUGGUUGUGACGGAAGAGGACUUUUCUUGCCAUGAUAUGUAAACAGACAUAUGGAUUGAAAAGUAUUGUACUCCAAUUCAGCAAUAAGAAAUGUGUGCAUGCGAUGACUUGCUGUAUGUGGACAGUAAUAAACAACAGUUUAUGUAUGUGUAAAACCAAAGAAUAGUGGUAGUAGUGUAUUGUCAUUUCAAUAACAUUUAAGAUUUUUGUUAUUGUAUGUAGAAAAUAGAGAAGAGUGCAGAAGGUGCAGGGGCAGAAGGGGCGAAAGAUAAAUGCACACAUUUAAAUUUUAAAAAAGAAUGUUUCUUAUAAAGUAAACAUCACACAUUUCGGAUUGAUGUUGUACAAUAAUUUCUUGAAAGCAUUAUUCAGUGCUACAGUUGGUUUAAAAUAUAGUUGUAUUUGUAUUUAUAUUUAUAUUUGUCAUAAAAAGACAUUAAAAUUAUUUGUUUAUACACCAUGAAUUAAGUGAAUUUGGGGUGAACAGGAGAGGGUUUAGUUUCACUAGUAUGUUUUCAGCUAUCCCUGUCAUUGUAUAUUGAAUUAUUAAAAAGCGCAGAUUAUUAUUGAAAUGAAAUCUGAAACAAAACGUUACUAGUUUUGCCAGGCAUUAUCACCUACAAGAUAACUUAUUCUAAUUUACAGUGUGUGUUUAUUUGUCUGCAUAUUAUUCCAACAUCAGGAGUUUGUUGGGCCAGCUGAUGGAGCUGGCCACUUUGUACUUAACAAUCUUGUCAGUAGCUAAAUGGGACAAUCUUUCUUUGAGUCAUAAAUAUAGCUAUGUUAUAUGUACAAAUGUGUUAAUAAUUUUAUCUUUAAUAAUCAUAAAGUAAUAAGAUGAAAUUGUA